Molecule: messenger RNA, 1445 nt
Organism: Lolium rigidum
Lineage: Eukaryota; Viridiplantae; Streptophyta; Magnoliopsida; Poales; Poaceae
Product: polyadenylate-binding protein-interacting protein 11-like
Exons: 10
Coding region: 134-1120 (328 amino acids)
Molecular function (GO): RNA binding
Source: RefSeq, a predicted model, not a curated record
AACGCAAAACAGUUACCACCGCGGAGCUGACAAAACAACCCCGCCCCGCCCCGCGUGUAUAGUGUAGCACUAGUAGUCGAGUUGAUCUCUCCUUGUUCGAGCCUGUGCGGCGAGGCGGAAUAAGGACGCAAUAAUGGUGGCCGUGGAGGUGGCGAAGGCAGCGGCGGCGGAGACCCCGAUCCGGGCUGAGCCGGAGGCGGAGGUGAGGGCUGACGCGGCGGUGGCGGUGGCGGAGGCGGAGGAGGAGAAGGAGUACAAGAGCGACAUGAAGAAGCUGGAGGAGCUCAUGUCCAAGCUCAACCCCUGCGCCAAGGAGUUCGUGCCGUCCUCACGCCGCGCGGCGCCGGCGCCCGUGCCCGGGGCAGGGCUCUCUGCCGAUGCGCCCGUGUUCGUGUCCGCAGCCGAUCUCUUCGGCGCCGGGAGGGACUCCAGCAGCGACGGAUCCAGCAACGGCGCCGGCCAGCCGCAGAAUCGACGGAGAAGGAACGGCUCCUUCAACCAGGGGAGGAGAAGGAUGGGAGCCCGGACACGGCAAUCUGAUAGGGAGGAUAGUGUGCGGCGGACUGUUUAUGUCUCUGACAUUGAUCAGCAGGUGACUGAACAGAAGCUGGCUGAGGUGUUCUCUAACUGUGGACAAGUGGUAGAUUGCCGUAUCUGUGGUGAUCCCCAUUCAGUCUUGCGUUUUGCCUUUAUUGAGUUUGCUGAUGAUGCUGGUGCAAGGGCAGCACUAACACUUGGGGGAACCAUGCUUGGUUACUAUCCUGUUAGAGUUUUACCAUCUAAAACAGCGAUUUUACCAGUGAACCCUAAGUUCCUUCCUCAGACGGAAGAUGAGAAAGAAAUGGUCUCAAGGACUGUAUAUUGUACUAACAUAGAUAAGAAGGUUACGGAAGAUGAUGUAAAGAUUUUCUUUCAGCGGCUCUGUGGAAAGGUUUCUCGGCUGAGGCUCCUUGGUGAUUAUGUACACUCCACAUGCAUUGCGUUUGUUGAGUUUACUCAAGCAGAGAGUGCAAUUCUGGCCCUGAACUUCAGUGGUAUGGUCCUUGGCUCGCUCCCAGUCAGGGUGAGCCCUUCAAAGACACCAGUGCGUCCGCGUUCGCCCGGUGCAAUGUGGAACUGAGCCCUGUCUCAUUCGUUUCUUCCGAGGCUAUCAUCAAUGGAGGGCAUCCCAGGUAGAGCUUCUGGCUGGCCAUGGACUUAUCAGAACUCUAGCCUCGCGGAUAGUAAACUGCCGUUCCAAGAGUAUUCCAGUACCUAGUCUAGUAUUUUUUAAAUUGCUAAUGUUCGUCUGCGUGUUCGUCAUAGACCCCUCAUCAGUGGUUUUGGAGAGGGCCCCAAUUCGUUUCUUUCAUUCGAUAUCCUUUUGUCAAUUAUGUCUGGAUUGAACUUAUAACAGCCUUUGCAGGCAGUGGAAGAAUAAUGUGUAUGGGUCGUUGUGUUUAUCA